ACAGCAGUGAUGAAGCGCAUGUGGAAGAGGACGUCAAUAAGACAGAGAAAUCCCUCCUAUAAGUAGGCGGGCACUUCUCCGACAUUCCGACAUUUUGAUUGGACAGAUAUUUUCGCUCUGCCCAAUCCGCACUUUCAUCCCCUAUACCCACCCACACUUACAGCUGAUUUCUCUCCUCCCCCGAUGCUGAACUGUCCCAAACAAGAGACAAAAACAAUUUUCUGCACAAAGGAACAUAAAUACACUUGUCGUCGCGUUUCACACCGGUUCAGCCUCGUUCCUGUCUGUUUAAUUUCCGAUCAUCUCCCAGAUAUCAUCCUAAUACAAACAUGGUUUCACCUGUUACUGUGGUGAAAAGCGAAGGCCCAAAGCUGGUUCCAUUCUUUAAAGCCACCUGUGUCUAUUUUGUGCUGUGGCUACCCACCUCCAGUCCAUCUUGGUUCAGUGCCCUUAUUAAAUGUUUGCCCAUUUUCUGUCUCUGGGUUUUCCUGCUGGCCCAUGGCAUCAGCUUUUUAGGAGCCCAUUCGAGUGCUAGAAAGAUCCUUGCAGGACUUAUAUUCUCAGCUCUAGGAGAUGCCUUUCUGAUCUGGCAGGAGCAGGGCUACUUCAGUCAUGGGUUGCUGAUGUUUGCUAUCACGCACAUCUUGUACUCAUCUGCUUUUGGGAUGAAACCACUCAACCUACGAGCAGGCUUGGUCAUUGGCACUAUCUCAGGCCUUUGCUAUACUCUUCUUUACCCUUAUCUGUCUGGCACCUUUACCUAUUUGGUGGCCGUCUACAUUGCUCUGAUAGGCUUCAUGGGCUGGAGGGCCAUUGCCGGAGUGCAGUUGGCCAACGACCUUUGGACAUGGACCAAGCUAUCAGCCUGCUUGGGAGCCGUUCUCUUCAUGGUGUCAGACCUCACCAUCGCGGUCAAUAAAUUCUGCUUCCCUGUGCCACACUCGCGCGUCAUUAUCAUGGCUACAUACUAUGCAGCGCAGAUGCUGAUCGCCCUUUCAGCCGUGGAGUGCCAGGAUGCUGACGUGGCCAGGAAAAGAAUGUGAGGAGCUUAAAACCUGCAGAGGGUGGCAGCUUCACUCGUUAGGGUCCAUUUCUCCCAAAACCAUUCAUCUUAUACAUCCCUUCCUCAGCAUGAUUCUGUCUGUUUUAUGUGUCUGUAGGGGAUUGACCACUGUUUGAGAGCCUAUGGGGUCUGGUCUGUGUUAAAACUUAAUGCUGGAUUGUGGUUGAGUCCAAACCUGAUCUGGAGUCCUUUUACUUUACUUUAAUAUUAUAGACAGUAUUGGAAUCUCAGUUAUGUGCAACAUGCAUUGCGAAGAAAAGAUUGAAUCUGAUUAAGGCAUAGUGCACUCUUAGUUGUUGAUUUAGGAGUUGACAACAUUGCUAUGUUCUACAACAGCAUUUGAUUUCAUUUUUGCCACUCAGCUGUCUGCUUUAUGUUUCUCCUUUACCACUCUUUAAAAGUUUCAGCCAGACUGAAGAAGUGGGAGUUGUGCCUAUUAUGUAGCCGUCAUGAUCACUGUUUGCUACAUGCUGGUAUAAAAAGAACUGCAUGGCCCAUUUACAGUAUGUGUACUUUAUACUUGGAACCAUUUCUUUUUCCCGAAUAAUCUUUUUACAUGCGAUUUUAUAUUAGUAGAAUGUCGGAUCCUAUGGUUCUGUCAGUAUUCUGCAGUUUGUUCGAUGUUACUUUGUCCUUGUGACAUUUCAGAGUGUUUGCUCUGCCGCUGGCUUAGUUUGGUAUCUGAGCUCUUACAGCGCACACAUACGCUCGUCACCGUCACAUCUACCAGCACUCACCCACUCCCAGCGAUGAUAUUUGUACUUCUGUACUUCUAGCUUAAAUGUGAUGCAAGCCAGGUAAAUGCCCUAUAUAAAGAAAAACAAUUACUUUAGAGGACAUGCACAGAAUUCCUUAUGUCAUUUUUAAGAUGCCUUGAUAGUAAAUCAUCAGCAUUAUUUAUAUUAUAUAUAUAACUGCUGUACUUCAACGUGCGUGUAAAUAGUGAUGUUCUAAACCAGGUAUGACUUUUUACAGAUGUUGUGAGAUAUUAAGGAUUUAUUUGAAGCAACUAAACUAUACAUAUAUUUUGUUUUUUUUUUCAUGAACAGGUCAUGUCCUAUUCAAAUGGUAACAGGGGGUCCUCUCAAAGGCAGUUGUACUGCACUAAGUGAUAAUUUAGACAGACCUGGUAAUUAAUUUCUCUAUGUCUUCUAUAUGCUUCCCAAAGUCUGUUUUUUGUCAAAAAAAUAAAUCUAACUUGCAGAGUGGAAUCUCUGUGUCUGGAAAAAAGUACAAUCAAGGCUACAGUGGUACUAUAUUAUCUUAGAUUAUGCUUACAAUAUUUAAUUAUUCUCUACUGUAAACAAGAGAUUCACAAUUCAGGAAUGACCAGACUGAUCAAACCAGCUAUUUCAAUAUUUUAUUUAUUUAUUAGGGGAUUUUUUUUUGUAAUAAUGUGAUUUCAUGCUGUAUACUUGCACAAGUAAAACUGAUCUACAUAAUUGGUGUAAUUGUUGUCAGAUGCCUCAUACAGUGUGUAUGAAACCUAAUUCAAGGUAUGAAUCAACAUGCUAAGAGAAAGAAUUUAAUCAUCGUUAUUGCUGUCCAAUCUGUAAUAUACAGCAGAUUAUACACCUCAAUAAGCGUCACGGUUCAGUGUACCAGAUGCCUUGUGAUGCUGCAGGUUUUUCCAUUCAAUAAUCUAGAUAAGGGAUCAGUAUCUUUUCUCCUAUUGCUGCUAAACAAGAGGGAACAAACUUGCAAAUGCUAUUGGGUGCUUUAAGUGUUCAGAUGUCGUACAUGAGAUACGUAAACAAUACAGUCCACAGAGCCCUUUUGCCAUUGAGGUCGAGUAUCAAAUAGAAAAUGUUAAGUUCAACUCACCCAAACAUGAGUUGAAUAUUUUAUCCCCAAAUAUAUUAUAGCGCACAUCUACUUACAUCACAUAUUCAUAUUUGAUUAUUAAAUAUUUAUCUUAUUUAUAUACACAAACAAUGCAAACAUUACAGAGCAAUUGAUAUAUCUUUUUUUUUUUCAUAGAAUAUUUUGUUGAUUUUGCCUCUAUUUAUUUUCCUCUUCACUUGCGUUCAUGUUUAAUAAAAAGGAUGUGCACCCACACACAGACACCCAUACUUCUGCACUCUUGCGACAUCAGACUUUAUUUCUGAGCUGUGUGCAGUUUCGCAGGUUUUUUCUUCCCUAUCGACAGUCACGCGGUCAGCAAAACAUUCACUUAGUCUGUGUAAAAUAUGCCACUUGUUGCAUAGUCACCAAAAAAACCGGUCUCAUUGCAGCUAUUAUGUGUUGUCCAGUUUUUUCAAGUUCAGUGUUUUUUUUUUUUUGUCAACUGAACAAGAGACAAAGGACUGAUGACUCUUGUUCGAUUUGUGGCAAGUGAUGAACUUUAGGUUUUAUUUUCAGCCUUCAAACAAAGGGUUUACCUUUGUUGAAAAAGAUUUCAAGUAAAACCCCUUUACAAAUCAAGAUCCUUUGAGGAUUGUAAUGCACUUUCUUCUAAAAGUACAUUGAGGGAUUGAAUCAAUUAGUAUUGUAUGCUUUCAUUUAGAUUUCUAAAUCUAAGGCAAUGUGGUAUGGCUUUCCUUAAGAUAAAUGUCUAAAUGCUCAGAUGAUGUCAGGUUAAACCGGAGUGUUGUGUGCUCCAGUUUAGUGCAUGGCAUGGUUGUUGAGUGGAGGUUCUGUGAUGUGUUCCUAUGUUGUCAUAGUUUAUGUGAACAAUUCAAAAGAGCUCCAGAUCUAAGUCCCCUGCCUCUCUUCUGCUUUCAGAAAGUAAUGAACACUCCGAUUGCAUGUGUGUUCCCCGAGAACUGGUCACGUUCACAGGUUCAGACAAAUAUCCCACCAUUAUAGAGCCUUGCCUUUGUUUAGAGCCUGUCCUAUAGAGGAGAACAGGUGCAGUCAAAGACUGCUGCAUGGAAACCCAAUCCAUGAAGAGGGGCUUAUUGAGUGAGGAAAUGCAGAACAACACAAGGGGGUGGGGUUUGGGGACGAUUCCUUUUCUAUUCGGCCUUGAGCUCACUGAAGGCCCCAUUCAACCCCUGCUAUGACUGAUCACUUUACACUCUCUGUCAACACUUCUACUGUUACUGCUUUUGUGUCUGGAGACAAAAGGGUAUAGAAGAACACAGUAUGAAUGAAGUGUUAAUGACUGUGUCUGUGUCUACCUGCUCUUGUUAUUGUUGUUAUUGUACUGAGUAAGCGAUUGGGAAAGAAACAAAACUUGACUAGCAUGCAGCUGUUCAUAGGCUUUUUGCUUUAAUUAGCUGCUUUGUGGUGUGAGUAUAUAGUCGUUAAAAAACAUUUUCAUAAGCACUCAGAGAUCUUAAAGCGUCCAUAAUCUGGAAGCUGCUUCGUGUGUGAUCCUUUAAUCAAGCUCACAGAUCUACCGUAUUUUAAACAUAAACCAAUAAGUCUUAGCAAUAUCACUUAUGGUACAAACCAGAAAUCUACUGGGAACAAAUGUAGUGAUUCUGAGCCUAAUCAUAUGUGUGCAUUUCAUUAAUUUUUUACAUCAAGUCACUAAAUUCAUUGAGGUUUCUCUAUUGCUAUACCUGCUGGCUGCCAUCAUCCUCGGACAAUGUCUCAGAAUUUAUUCAUUCACCUUACUACUUCUAUAAAUUGUAUAUAUUUGCAUAAAUAUGUAUGCUGUCUUGUAGAACGGCUAAACGUGACUUCAGAAGUCACACCAGGAUAUAAUGUUUUCUUCUUGACUUUUUGAUUGUUUUGUUUGCUGUGGCCAUCAGUUUAUUUAACAUAUUAAGAAAGUUCAAUAGUAUAUUUCAGUCAAAAACAUGUCAGUUUUAUAUAUAUAUAUAUAUGUGAAUAUAUACAGUGAAUACUGUAAUGUAUGCUAAGUUUUCAGUAUUUUUGCCUCACUUUUCAAAAUGUCCACCAGUUAGUUUAUCUCCUGUAUUUACUGUUCUGUAGUAAUUUACCAUAUUGCUCCUUUCCUGUAGUGAAAAUAUUAUGAAUGUGGUUCAAUCUAUAGAAUAAAUAAAUGCAAUUACAAUGCAA
Molecule: messenger RNA, 5035 nt
Organism: Silurus meridionalis
Lineage: Eukaryota; Metazoa; Chordata; Actinopteri; Siluriformes; Siluridae
Gene: tmem86a
Product: transmembrane protein 86A
Exons: 3
Coding region: 330-1043 (237 amino acids)
Cellular component (GO): membrane
Source: RefSeq, a predicted model, not a curated record